AAAGAAGACCUUGUUUUGGGAAUUCACUAGGCUGAUCAUUCGUUGGAUUAACGUUGCUUGGAAACUGAUUUGAGGUUCAGGUUCUAACUCUAUCCUCAUUAUUCCACAACAUUUUCCAAGUUCAGCGUUGAAGUUCUUAUUUGAAAAAAAAAAAAAACAUAAAAGUUCCAAAGGAUAAAUAAAUACCUCUUCCCUAGCCUUCAGUACUCCUUUGCUUGUAGAAAAUGUACGAGGAAUCCACAAAUAUAAAAGAUUACCUCGAGCCUAUACAAUUACUGAUUCAAUCUGUUCAUUUCUUUUUCUGCUAAACCAUCAACUGUAAUAUAGAAAAAAGCAUCGUGCGUGAGCUAGAAAUCUGUGUCAGCUAUGAUGGAUCGUGGUCAAGAGAAAACCGUACCUGCUGGUAGUGACUUGUCUCUGAAGAAGAAGGAGCUUCUUUCUAGUGCCAUGAAGAGAACAAGUGAAUGGAUUUUUUCUCAGGAGAUUCCAAGUGAUGUCAACGUUCAAGUUGGGGAAGCUUCCUUUUCGUUACAUAAGUUUCCAUUAGUCUCCAAGUGUGGAUACAUUAGGAAACUCGUCUCAGAAUCUAAUGAUGCUGACGUUUCAUUCAUUGAGCUCCCUGAUGUUCCUGGUGGAGCAGAAGCAUUUGAACUAGCAGCAAAGUUCUGCUAUGGGAUAAACUUCGAAAUAAACGUUGAAAACAUAGCUACGCUGUGCUGUGUGGCCGAGUAUCUUGAGAUGACAGAGGACUAUUCAGUUGGAAACUUGAUGGGAAGGACCGAUGCUUACUUGAAUGAAGUGGCACUAAAGACCAUUGCAGGGGCUGUGUCUGUUUUACAUAUGUCAGAGAAUCUCCUUGCAAUAGCAGAGAGAGCAAAGUUGGUGAGUAGAUGCAUAGAUGCCAUUGCAUUUAUAGCAUGCAAAGAAAGCCAAUUCUGUUCAUCUGCAAGAAGUGAGAGUGGUUCUGUGGGAGUAGUGUCUUCCAUGGCAUCAAACCAGAGACCAGUAGUUGACUGGUGGGCUGAAGAUUUAACUGUGCUUAGAAUUGACAUUUUCCAAAGAGUCAUAAUUGCAAUGAUGGCAAGAGGGUUUAAACAGUAUGCAAUUGGCCCCAUUCUAAUGCUCUAUGCACAGAAAUCUCUACGAGGUUUGGAUGUAUUUGGAAAGGCAAGGAAGAAGAUUGAGCCGCGACAAGAGCAUGAAAAAAGGGUUGUUUUAGAGACAAUAGUGAGCCUUUUGCCAAGGGAGAAGAAUUCAAUGUCAGUAAGCUUCCUUUCUAUGCUGCUUCGGGCAGCAAUAUAUCUUGAGACAACAGUUGCUUGCAGGCUUGACUUGGAGAAGAGGAUGGGCAUGCAGUUAGGACAAGCUGUUUUAGAUGAUCUUCUCAUUCCUUCCUACUCUUUCACUGGGGACACAUUGUUUGACGUGGAUACAGUGCAUAGGAUAAUGUCUAAUUACCUUGAAUCUCAAACGGGAAACCACUUGGUCUUCAAUGCAGAUGAUGAAUACUUUUCUCCUCCACAGAGUGAUAUGGAGCGGGUUGGAAAGCUAAUGGAAAACUACAUUGCUGAAAUAGCCACCGACCGAAAUUUAGCCGUUACAAAGUUCACCAGUUUGGCAGAAUUAAUUCCUGAACAGUCAAGGCCAACAGAAGAUGGGAUGUAUAGAGCCAUAGACAUCUUUCUUAAGGCUCAUCCUGCUCUAAGUGACAUGGACAGAAAGAAAGUUUGCAGCGUGAUGGACUGUCAGAAGUUAUCGCGAGAGGCAUGUGCGCAUGCCGCUCAAAAUGACCGGCUACCUGUCCAGACAGUGGUUCAAGUUCUCUAUUAUGAACAGCAACGACUUCGCAAUGCCAUGAAUGGCAGUAGAAGUGGGGAAUCUUCGGUUGAUUCCAAACUGAACGUAUACUCCACUGAUCUUCAUCCAGUUUCAAAUGAGCUCUCCACCUUACGAAGAGAAAAUGAAGACCUGAAAUUAGAGUUAGUGAAACUGAAAAUGAGAUUAAAAGAGAUCGAAAAUUCCACGCUUAAGUCAACGGUUAAUAGUCCUGCUGUAAGUGCUUCACCUUCUGCUGAUAAGCCUCCUUUGCCUCGAAGAUCAUUCAUGAGUUCAGUGUCCAAAAAACUUGGGAGGCUUUCUCCUUUUGUGCGUGCCGAUGGUGUCUUGCCUUUUCCCAAAGGUCGCACAAAACCAAAUAAGAAUCGACGCCACUCCAUUUCCUGAGGCCAUUGGUAGUUCUUGGUGUGCAGACUAAAGGUUCUUCCUUAGAUUCAGGGGUUUGAAAAUACAGGAUUAGUCUUUCCAAGUUUUUUGCUUCAUUUAUGUGAUACCAUUUAGAUUGUAUGAGUAAUGAUCAUGAUCCUUUGGUGCGAACUAUAUUGUAAAGUGUGAUGAAAAUUUAAUAUAAUUGUAGAGUUGGAUUGCUGUCUAGCCGGUGAGUGGCAGUAAUAAUGUUGUAAUACAAGAAUAAUAAACUAAAUUUAACA
Glycine soja is the source of this 2486-nucleotide messenger RNA. RefSeq names its product BTB/POZ domain-containing protein SR1IP1-like. The record is from RefSeq and is a predicted model, not a curated record. The coding region runs from base 367 to 2223 and encodes 618 amino acids. The transcript is spliced from 5 exons. Gene Ontology annotation, molecular function: protein binding. NCBI's taxonomy places the organism in Eukaryota, Viridiplantae, Streptophyta, Magnoliopsida, Fabales, Fabaceae.